UUGGCUUUUGUCAGCCACUAAGCCCUCUCAUCGCCACACCAGCUAUAUAAACACAGCUGCUCUCCUGCUCCCUUUCCCUUCCCCCCUUCCGUUCCGUUCCGAUUUGACGAGUUGGUGGCUGCUAUAGAUUCACUCCACCCCUCUCCAUUUCUGAUAAGUAUCCAGCUAGCUACCAGUGUAUGCACCAGGCAGCAGCAGCAUGGCGGAGUGCAAGGACGACGACAGCGGCCGGCGGUCUCCGUCGUCGUCCAUGGACAGCAGCACCCACCCCCCGGCGCUCUCCACCGCGUCCUCGGCCUCCCGCCGCCCGCCGGAGAGGAGGGACCAGCUCAGCCCCGACCUGCAGCUAGGGCUCAGCCUGUCGCCGGCGUCCUCCGCCCUCCUGGUAGCGGAGACAAACAACAGCAUCGUCCCUUCUACGCCAAGGAACCAAGCACUCCCGGAUUGGCCCCCGAUCAAACCGUUCCUUAGAAGCGCCCUGACUGCCUCGGCACGCCGACGGCGAACGCUGUUCGUCAAGGUGUACAUGGAAGGCGUCCCGAUCGGCCGGAAGCUGGACAUGCUCUUGCUGGACGGGUACAGCAGCCUCCUAGCGAAACUUUGCCACAUGUUCAAGGCAUCUAUCACUUAUGCUGACGCUGUGGAGUACCAUCAGCGGGUUCCUCACGAGAAGGCCGCGCAUGUUCUCACCUAUGAAGACCAUGAUGGAGACUGGAUGAUGGUUGGGGAUGUACCGUGGGAGCUCUUUCUCGGAAGCGUAAAGAAGCUGAGGAUUGCGAGAACCGACAGGUGCUAGAUAGCAAACUUUUUCAUGCGGUGGAUCGACUCUGUUUCUUCUUCUUUUUUUAAUAUAUAUUAGGUUCAUUAGGAAAGAUUUUGCUGAACAGAGUGGAGUCGUGAUGCUGAGGCUAUACUAACCGUGUACAGUGUACUGAAGAAACGCCAGCCUUGCUACCAUCCCUGCAAAAUUAAAUUUUGGUAUUUUAUGUUUCCUUUCCUGUUUCUUUGACUGCCUUGUAAAUACCAUGGUUAUUUGUUAAAGAACAAGCAAUUUGCAUGGAAAAUAUUAUAGUUCCAAGGUACA
Messenger RNA from Zea mays, 1084 nucleotides. RefSeq names its product auxin-responsive protein IAA4. Gene Ontology annotation, biological process: regulation of DNA-templated transcription. Bases 200 to 796 code for a protein of 198 amino acids. The record is from RefSeq and is a predicted model, not a curated record. NCBI's taxonomy places the organism in Eukaryota, Viridiplantae, Streptophyta, Magnoliopsida, Poales, Poaceae. Gene Ontology annotation, cellular component: nucleus. The transcript is spliced from 4 exons.